UAGUUUAUAAUGUUAUCCUUGACCAUGAACCGUUCAGGCAUUCAAAUUACAUAUUAAUUUGUUUAUGUUUUGUUUUAUAUUCUGACUAACAUUUGUAAGUGAUUAUUUUUAUUGGAAAUAUUGUGAUCUCCACCCUAUAAAUGCCUAAACAUAAAGGAACAUCAGAACCACUUCUAAGUCCUAAUUCAUCAUUUUACUCCAUUUCCUUCAGGACACAGAACUUGUGAUGAAGAUGAAUGGUACUUACAAAAGGUUGGAGGGCAAGGUGGCAAUUAUCACCGGAGGUGCAAGUGGGAUUGGAGCAAGUGCCGUGCACAUAUUCCAUGAACAAGGUGCCAAAGUUGUGAUAGCCGAUAUCCAAGAUGAACUUGGCCAAGCCAUUGCCAAUAAGCUAGGUGAAGAUGUUUGCUACCUCCACUGUGAUGUAUCGAACGAAGACGAUGUUACCAAUCUUGUAGACACCACCAUUACCAAACAUGGAAAGCUCGACAUCAUGUACAACAAUGCAGGCGUCUUAGACCGUCCCUUUGGGAGCAUUUUGGAUACCACAAAGGCUGACCUUGACCGAUGUGUCGGGGUUAACUUGGGUGGUGCUUUCCUAGGAGCCAAACAUGCUGCAAGAGUCAUGGUACCCCAAUGCAAGGGUGUCAUACUAUUUACUGCUAGUGCUUGUACAUCAAUUGCAGGACUUUCAACUCACUCUUAUGCUGCUUCAAAAUAUGCAAUAUUGGGUCUAGCCAAGAACUUGGCAUCUGAGCUUGGGCAGUAUGGAAUAAGAGUGAAUUGUGUUUCGCCUUAUGCAGUGCUGACAGGCAUGAAUUCAAAGGGGCUUCAUGAAGAUGUUGUUGCAGAAGCAGAAGUUAGAGCAACCAAGAUGGGUAAUCUGCAGGGGCAGGUUCUUAAGCCAGAGGGUAUUGCACGGGCUGCUCUCUACUUGGCUAGUGAUGAGUCUAAUUUUGUGAGUGGGCUCAACCUUGUGGUGGAUGGUGGGUUCAGCGUGGUCAAUCCAACCAUGUUGAAGGCUCUUAAAAUUGUUCCAUAA
Messenger RNA from Quercus lobata, 1042 nucleotides. Its product is annotated as tropinone reductase-like 1. The record is from RefSeq and is a predicted model, not a curated record. The transcript is spliced from 2 exons. Bases 227 to 1042 code for a protein of 271 amino acids. Gene Ontology annotation, molecular function: oxidoreductase activity. NCBI's taxonomy places the organism in Eukaryota, Viridiplantae, Streptophyta, Magnoliopsida, Fagales, Fagaceae.